GAGCAGCUGCAAAUAUGGGCAGAUAUGGGCUCGUGCACGCGUGCGAGCAAAGCGAGAAGUAAAGCAGCGUAUGUCUCACGCGUGAGACUUGUCAGAAUGACUGCAUCCAUACAUGAUAGGGCAUACACUAGGCACAUAAUAGAGCUUCUACAUGAGGGCGUUGAAAAUAUCCAGACUAGACUCCAGCUUGCCACGUCCCCAUGUUUCUCCAGGUUAUUUGACAAGACGGGAUGGAGCGGCGGCAGGGAUGUAAUUGUUGCGCACUAGUACCCGUCUUGGCUCUUUAUGAAUAUCAUCAUGGACUGUGUGGUCUGUGCCGGGAAAGCUAAGGAAGACUGGCUAAUUUCGCAAGGCAACUUUCAUAAUCAAAAACAAGCUUUGCCAUGGCGAUUUUACUGGGGAUUCACUUCUGACCCCCAAGAAGGGGUCAUAUUCGCUGACGUGGGGAAAACCUGGAGACAAGAGAUCAGGGACCCCAAUUGUUGGUUUUGGAUGCUUUGCUUACCGUCGGUGAUCCGAUGGGUUGCCGUCACGAUUCCUGCAGUCCUGCAGGCUGGGGAGAUUUUCCCACGGCUCGCGUUCCUUAUGGACGACGCUGGUCAUACUAGCCACGCCCAUAAGCUUGUUGGCACACCUAAAACUCACCGGUUCCUUCGGCAGGUCGAGAUCGCUCGCCGUCCGAAAAGCUUAUUCACCGCCACUUUCGUAUUAGCUCCCCGAUGCUGUCGGCUAUGGUGGGUUUGGUGGCUUUUCUUAGUAAAGCGGAGGCGCGAGGCGUCACGUUUCGAGGCUCUCAAUGUCGAGGACGGCCAUUCAGGAGCCACAGCUCGCCCUGCUGCAAUCGGUCUGGCUGCGUUGGUUGUGGUUUCAUGGCUGUCAUCAUUUAAAAUGCCAUCGGCAACAUCCCAGUCGGACGGUGCUGAUUGCCUGGCUAAGGGACUUCACCGUUGGUUCCUUUUCUCCCGAGACAUACCCCAUGGGUAACCAUGUCGUUAUGUGGUCGAGGAUUAAGGGUAUGGGAUAAAUCCCUCAAAAACAUCGAAGUUACCUGACAGUCCGACCCUUCGAUACUUUGAUACGGGAUGUAUGUAUUGUGAAGGACACGGAAAGAUCCAUUGGGAUGACAGAGCCAGGCCUGGAUCUCGCUUAUACUAUGUGCAUGGUUUUGCAACUCUGACUUCGGUAGUC
Molecule: messenger RNA, 1188 nt
Organism: Annulohypoxylon truncatum
Lineage: Eukaryota; Fungi; Ascomycota; Sordariomycetes; Xylariales; Hypoxylaceae
Exons: 2
Coding region: 286-984 (232 amino acids)
Source: RefSeq, a predicted model, not a curated record